UCGAGUCGAAAUAUGAAAUUGAAUCUAGAAAAAUAGUCGAAAAUAAGUCUCUGAAAACAUGUCCGACCGAAGAACAAGGAAGCCAUCGUACUACAUUAUUAGCGAAAAGAUAAUUCGAAAUUUUAUAACUAAGUUUCUCAUACUCUUAAUCUUACUUUGUUGCACGCACAUAAUCACAGAUACUGUAGUGCCGAAGUACGCCUAUUUCAGUUACAUCCAAACAGAGCAUGUGUUCGUCGAAGAAAACAACUAUAUGGGAAACGAUGACUUGAGCGAGGAGGGCGAAAGCCCAAGAUUUCCAUACCUCUUCAACAUGGGCUUAGUAGUGGGUCUGCCUAGAAUACGACAGAUACGCGUCAGGGACAAACAAUGUACGCAUAAAAUCGACCUUGACAGUAUCAAAAUGAAAAAAUGUUAUCCAGUUUAUUCAUCAAGAAAUUCAUUCAAAGGAACUUAUAAAGACGUGAAGUACGUGGCAGAUGCAAUACAAAUUCCAAAAACCUUUUACACCUAUGAAGGCGGAGGAUUCUCAGUCAACCUGGGCCACGACUUCAUCGAGAAUAUGAACACCUUGAACAAUCUAAUGAACGCCGACUGGAUCGAUUCGGCUACACGUCUAGUUGUUAUAGAAAUGAAUGUCUACUUCGAUGGCAUCGAUUUUUUUCAUCUCAUUAAAUUAGUGUUCGAAAUAAUGCCGACGGGGAUUGUGGUGCCCUCAGUGCACAUACAGUGGAUACCCCAAAACACCUUCCUAACUCUGGACGUCUUAUCCAUGUGCGCGGGCGGCGUCUUCUGCUUGAUUGCUAUAUACUAUACUUAUGUGGAAAUUACCGAAAUUAUUUGGAUUGGUCCGAAGGCCUAUGCCGGAAAUGUAUAUAACUAUAUUGACUUCUUUUUCCUGACUUCAGCAUACGCCGUGUUUGCCUACAACGUUUGGCACAUCUUUCAGAUUAGAAGCAUCCAAAAGGCAUUCCUGGCAAAUCGCUUUAGAUAUAUCAAUAUGGAUGAUUUGCUUCUGGGCUGGAAAACAUAUAUACAAGUGCUGGGAGUCAUGAACUUUAUGGCCUGGCUAAAGCCCAUGCGGUUCGUCUCCUUCCACAGGUCAAUUCAACAGGUGUUGUCUGCUGUGCGCGUGUCCUUUAAGAGUAUAGUCAGCCUAUGUUUGCUCUGCUUGAUCAUAACGGGUGCAUUUGCCCAAUUGGGCUGCAUUGCAUUUAGCCAGGUGCAUCAGGAAUAUACCACGGAGUUCGCCUCGAUCAUUGCCCAAAUCCGCUUUCUCAUGACCGACAUAUCCUAUACAUCUCUGGAGGACGCCCAUCCGGAUCUGGCGCCAUUCUUCUUUGUCGUCCUUGUCGUGGCCACCUAUUGCAUAAUACUGAAUUUGUUCAAAGCCAUUUACCUGAGCGCCGAAGAAGAUGUCAAAAGGCAGCUGAUCGUGAACGAUUAUAAAGUGAUUCGCAUGCUACUGCAGGGCUUCAAGUAUUACCUCUGCUUCUGGCGCAAGCUCAGCUCCGAGGAGAUACACACAGUUGAGAUGCGACAAGAACAGGACAAUUUGCCUGACAAAGACGUGAAUGGGAAGCCAAAGUACAUUUAUCAGGUGGAGCCACUUAUUAAACUGCGCGAGCAACUGGCACUGGAGUCCGAACGUUGCACGCGUCUUGAGGAAAUACUUGAGGUAUUUGUGGACACAAUCGAGAAUAUUGAACAGCUGCAAAAGCCCAAGAAAGUUAAGAAGAAGCACAAUUAA
Molecule: messenger RNA, 1750 nt
Organism: Drosophila hydei
Lineage: Eukaryota; Metazoa; Arthropoda; Insecta; Diptera; Drosophilidae
Product: polycystin-2-like
Exons: 9
Coding region: 59-1750 (563 amino acids)
Biological process (GO): detection of mechanical stimulus
Cellular component (GO): membrane
Molecular function (GO): calcium channel activity; calcium ion binding
Source: RefSeq, a predicted model, not a curated record